Messenger RNA from Alternaria atra, 528 nucleotides. RefSeq lists its product as uncharacterized. The record is from RefSeq and is a predicted model, not a curated record. Gene Ontology annotation, biological process: negative regulation of translation; translation. The transcript is spliced from 2 exons. Gene Ontology annotation, cellular component: mitochondrial large ribosomal subunit; ribosome. Bases 1 to 528 code for a protein of 175 amino acids. Lineage: Eukaryota; Fungi; Ascomycota; Dothideomycetes; Pleosporales; Pleosporaceae. Gene Ontology annotation, molecular function: mRNA binding; structural constituent of ribosome.
AUGAUCGCUGUCAUAGUCUCCUCGACGCGCCUGGCCUACGCCCGUUCAUGGCACCACCUCGACAUCGGCUCCGACCCACGCGCCCUUGGCCGCGUCGCCUCCGCCAUAGCCUUGACCCUCAUGGGAAAGCACAAGCCCAUCUUCGACCCCUCUACCGACUGUGGUGACUACGUCGUAGCUACGAACUGCUCCCAACUACACACCACCGGCAAGAAGCGCUUCCAAAAACUCUACCGCACACACACGACCCGACCCGGCUCUCUUAAAGAACUCUCCAUGGACAGAAUGAUGGCCAAGUGGGGAGGCGGAGAAGUGUUGAGGAAGGCCGUCAGCGGCAUGUUGCCGAAGAACAGGUUACGGAAGGACAGGCUGGCGAGGUUGAAGACGUUUGAGGGGAGAGCGCAUCCUUACAAGGAGAACUUCUUGCAAGUGGGGAAUGGUGGUGGACAGAGUAUAAUGGAGCAUGAAGAUGUCAAGAAGACAUUUGUGGAGGCGAAAACACAGAGUGCGGAGGCGCCAGUAUCAUGA